AUGAAAAUAAUUUCGUGGAUCCUUAUUUAUUUUGGAUUCCUAUGGGAAUUGCAUGGAUCCACAAUUAUUACAAAAGCCUGUCCUCUUGAAUGUAUUUGCUUGUCACAAACAGAGGUGAUUUGCAGUUCGGGCGGCUUAACGGAGAUACCUGUGAAAAAAUUUCCCACCACUGUAGAAAAAUUGUCGAUGACCAAGAACAACUUCCCGUACGUCAAAAGUGAUGCAUUUGGCGGUCUUCGGGCACUGCGGAAGUUGACGUUAGACGGCAACAACAUCACCAUAAUUCGUCCAUUCGCGUUUCGUGGUUUACCGCGACUUCGUGAAUUAACAAUCCACAAUACCGCCAUCGAUAAAGUCGCACAAUUUGCAUUUGCGGGGCUGCAAAAUCUAACACUUCUCGCGUUAACGAGCAAUAAAAUCCUCAAAGUUGAGGGUUAUGCGUUCGCGGGUUCCGCUAAUAUUCGGCUAAUUACGCUGAAAAAUAAUCCCUUAGUUAGAAUUGAAACAAAUGCAUUUUCGAGUUUAACGAAUGUCGAAAGGAUAAUUUUGCCGUCAGGUAUUCGAGCGAUAGAGCCGGAUGCCUUUCAGGGUCUCGAUACCGUUGGCUCGAUAAAGCUGUCGUUUAUGGAUUUGCGAUCGCUGGCACCAUUUACCUUCCGUGGCCUCAUCAACAUCAACUUGCUGUCGUUGCAAGAGUCCGAUUUGGGGGUUUUGUGCGCCCAAAGCUUCGAGGGAUUGUCGCACGUCGAGACCCUCAGUAUUUUGAACAAUAAAAUCGAUGCGAUACAAGAACUCAAUAUCUCGUAUGGGCAUCACGUGAAACAGUUUCGGAUACAGGGCAAUCACCUGCUGGACACACCCGAGCCGGGGAGCAUCAUUCUCGACGGGAUCGAGCAACUUGUCGUUGUAAAUAAUCACUUUCCGUGCGGUUGUCACAUCCACACGCUACUCGAUAGUCCCUUUGCCAACGGGACCUAUCAACAGGGGGAUUUUCUCAAGAAUAACUUUUGCAUUUCGCCGCUCGAGGUCAACGGCAGACGCAUGAGCGACAUCGAUAUUUUCUCGAUUGGUCGCUGCCACGAACAAGUGACGCGCGAAAACUUGGAGGGAUCGCAUGCCGUUUCCAUUUACACGUCUACCAAUUCCCACCAGCGUUUUUACAUGUCGCACACCAAUUUACUCGUAGUUCUCUUAUUGUUUCUAGUAACGUUCCAUUAUGCGAAAUAUCAGAUGAAAGUUAGUUGA
Culicoides brevitarsis is the source of this 1245-nucleotide messenger RNA. Its product is annotated as leucine-rich repeat-containing protein 70. The coding region runs from base 1 to 1245 and encodes 414 amino acids. The transcript is spliced from 2 exons. The record is from RefSeq and is a predicted model, not a curated record. Lineage: Eukaryota; Metazoa; Arthropoda; Insecta; Diptera; Ceratopogonidae. Gene Ontology annotation, molecular function: protein binding.